AUGAGUGGUCAGCUGACAUCAACUGCUCGUUCAUUGAGUGCUCCAGGCAGAAGCAAACAUAACAAGAAGCUUCAUAGCAGCCCUUGCACGACCUUUUGUCAGAACUGUGAGCGACGUAAACAGGAGGAUUUGAAACUGGAUGAGGAAGGCGUGAGGUGCAGACACAAUCGGUGUCACUCGACGAGGGAGAAGUUUGUGAGCAGCAAUCUGGCAAAGCAUGAGAAGAAGAAACACAAGCUUUGCCAGCCUGACUGUCCCAUAUGCUUGGGCUUGCCAUUACCCAAACGAGGCUCCAGACGAGGAACCAGUGGCGCUGGUGGUGGCUAUGGUGGUGGCUCUGGUGUGAAGGGUACUAUUUUCUCUGGGAAGGGUACUGGGGUCAGCGAUAUCAAACCAGAGACUGUUCUUACACCUGGCACUAUCAACACCAUGUCUAUCAGUCAGAUCACCGAUGUCGUCCAGCCGGCAGACACAAUAGCCGACCUGGAUGAUAUCACAACCAACACCACAACCUCCACCACAACCACGUCCACCACUUCCACCACCUCGACAACAGGUUGGCCGCGACAUCUGGACAACGAUCAUUAUUCGUCGAUUGAGUGCAAAACACCAGACGACGAUCUUGAUUCACCUCCAGCAUCCAGCGACCCUGAUUCUCCACCAGCGACCAAUGUUAGGAUGGAGGAUUACACUGGCGAGGAGGACGAGGAGGAGGAUGAGACGGUGGUUGAGGCGACGGUGGAGGAGGAUGAGUCUGACGAGGAGAUCGAGGAGGAUCAUGAGCUCCUGAUGACGACAGGUGCCAACAUGGCAUCGCAUAGGAGGUGGCAAAAGUUGUUCGUUGGCUGUGAUGUGGAGGCCAAGACCGACGCUGACACACCGGACAGGUUUGCGUGGUAUGAGGGUAUAUUGUUUCGUAAAGAAAACUUCCCUUUCUGCAUUGUACAGUACAAUCAGGAGCGCUACUGCACGAGGUUGGUGGAGUUUGAGUCUCUGCACAUCAAAAGGAUACGACCAGUGUCCAAUUGUCUAUUACAGGUCAGCGAAGCGCGAUACAUGUUGAAGGUUAUGGUGUUCUACAAUCUGCGAUACUACUCUGGCAAACUUAUAGAUCUCAAUCUCAAAUGGAACAGGAUACCUCUGGAAUCCGUCACAGUGAACAUUAGAGACUUGAACGUCAUAUUUAGGGCCUCUUGGAAUUGCGUUUAUAAAUUACCGCCUUAA
Acytostelium subglobosum LB1 is the source of this 1224-nucleotide messenger RNA. RefSeq lists its product as hypothetical. Lineage: Eukaryota; Evosea; Eumycetozoa; Acytosteliales; Acytosteliaceae. The record is from RefSeq and is a predicted model, not a curated record. Bases 1 to 1224 code for a protein of 407 amino acids. The transcript is spliced from 2 exons.